Messenger RNA from Phaeoacremonium minimum UCRPA7, 1908 nucleotides. RefSeq names its product putative transcription factor tau subunit sfc1 protein. Gene Ontology annotation, biological process: transcription initiation at RNA polymerase III promoter. Gene Ontology annotation, cellular component: transcription factor TFIIIC complex. The coding region runs from base 1 to 1908 and encodes 635 amino acids. NCBI's taxonomy places the organism in Eukaryota, Fungi, Ascomycota, Sordariomycetes, Togniniales, Togniniaceae. The record is from RefSeq and is a predicted model, not a curated record. The transcript is spliced from 3 exons.
AUGAUCGUAAAGGAUGUUGAUAAGGCCAUAAAAACGUUCGGGAAUAAUCCUGCCUUCUCUCAUCUUGUAGACCCGGAUAAACCUCAAGUUGUCAUACCUCUCUAUCUCCGGUAUGACAACCCUGCGUCCAGGCCUGUCGCAUCUCACUAUGCUGCUUCCCACAACAUUCUCCUCAAGAUCACCGUUCCCACGCGAACGGGUCGGAAACGCAAGCGAGGCAGCGAUGAGCCUUUUCAGGGGGAUACGGAUAUGCAGAUCUCAACAACGCCGACUGAUGGCUCGCCAAAUAUCUGCUCAAACUCUCAGCUUGAUGACCCCAAGCUCUUAAGGCGGAAGCUUGAGGACAACGUGGGCCGAUAUCAAGUCGAACCGGUCGGUGUAAUCAAACAUACCCAUCGAUAUCGAGGAAUGGCAGAUUUCUCGAACUCGAUUCAAGAGUCUCCCUUCAUGACCAAAUUCAUUGACAAAGCACUAUCAGGAGAAGUCGCAAAACUCCGCGAGUUCACUCUCGAUCCUGGGACGGCAAGACCCCCUAGAGUUGAAAUCAUCGCUCCACCCACUUUCACGCAUAUGACACUUCCCUUCUCAUAUAACUACACCCAGAACUCAUUCACGCGUGUCGUUGAUGGAGUCGAUGGUACCCAAAAGGUUGUAAAUGUAACAACGCGCGCGAAGAAUGCAGGCUUCUUUAUCCAGGCCACCGACCCCUCCCCUGGCGGACCUCGAACCCAACCCAACAUGAAGCAAGGUGUCCUCGCUACCAUUAUAAGAGAGCUUGAAAAAGCCAUGGAGGAGCGCCCUAUCUGGACCCGCCGAUCGAUCAUCAACCGACUCGCCAGUGUUCUGCAGGAUCCGAGCAAUGGCAUAUCAUCCAGAAGCAUUUCCUCCUCAUCCAUCAGGCAUGGAAUACAAUAUGUUGGCUACCAAUUCAAAGGCGGCCCAUGGCGGGAUGCUGUUGUCAAAUAUGGUGUAGACCCGCGCAGCGAUCCCAAAUAUCGCCAGUACCAGACACUAAUCUUCCGACUUCGACGGGUGCCCCUUGGGGCUAUGGGCACAACGUGGCAAUCGAUCCGCAAGAAGGAUGUGGCCAUGCUCUCCCGACCUAUCAUGGAGGCGGGGAACGAGUCGCACGUCUUCGACGGCGUGCACUUCAGUGAUGAUGGUAAAGUCUGGCAGGUAUGCGAUGUCACAGAUCCCCUGCUUGCCAGAUUACUCGCAGAGGCGCCCAUGCGGCCUACAUGUGACGAGGAGAACAGCGGGUGGUAUCAUCGGGGAUCAUGGGCAAAGAUCAAGGCAAUCAUGAAGUGCAAGAUGCGUGCGAUCCAAUUCAACAGAGAUAUUCCGGACAGCGAUUUCGACCAAGCCGUCCGCAUGCGGGAUGAAACACCUGAUAUCGAGGCUGGCUCAAAGACUGUAGGUAUACCAGUCCCAGACCUCAAGUUGAAGCCAGAGGAGCUGGAGCAAAUCAGAGGCAAAAGGUACAAACCUGUAGGGAGGGACAGGUCCAACAAGAGGGCCACAUUUCACCUCCCAUACGGCCCAGGGAGCAAGCAACCCACAGCGAAACCGACGGGCGAUGCAGAGGCCACUGAGACUCCCGAUACGGGCAUUUCUACACCAAUCCCAGCAGAGGAGAUCCCGGACGCCAGCACGACGGCCGAGCAAAUUGCAGGUAAUAGAACCGCAGCAGGCCCGUCGAAGCAGGAACAGGUAGAUGAAGAUGAGGGCGAAGACGAUGAUAGCGGUGACAGCUCCAGCUCUGAGUCCGAUGAGACAGGGUCCGAGGACGAGGAAGAUGAAGACGAAGACGAAGACGACGAGACUGGCUUUCCUGAGCGGUUUGGGCCAGAGGAGUACGACGAAGAGGAGCGAGGCUUCUCAAGCAACGAAGACGAUCAGGAUGUGUAG